AUGAAGAAUAAGAUAAGAUUUAGCGACGAACAAACUCGGUCGCUAGAGACGAUCUUUGAUUCUGAAACAAAAAUCGAGCCGAAGAAGAAGGUCCAGCUUGCAAGAGAGUUGGGAUUGCAGCCUCGACAGGUUGCAAUAUGGUUUCAGAAUAAGAGAGCACGGUGGAAGUCAAAGAAACUUGAGAGAAAUUACAGCGUACUCAUGGCUAAUUACAAUAAUCUUGCUUCAAGAUUCGAAGUCUUGAAGAAAGAGAAACAGUCCUUGCUUAUACAAUUAAAGAAGCUGAAGGAAGUUCAAGAAAAUGCUGGAAAUAGCAGCAAUGAUGAAGAACCAGCUAUUGCCAAUGGAGAUAAUAUCAUAAGUGAAUUUGAAGCAGCAGAACUGAAGCCAAACCUAUCAGAAAGACAUAUUUUUUCGGACGACGAAAACAGCAUGAGAUCUGCAGCAGAUUAUUUCAACAGAUUGGAUGAAGAAACUGAGCUUUUGAAGGUGGUGGAAGCUGCAGAUAGUUCAUUGACAUCUCCUGAAGAUUGGGGCCGUUUUGAUUCAAAAGAUUCUCCAACAAAUAGUUAUCAGUGGUGGGAUUUCUGGUCUUGA
This is a messenger RNA of Fraxinus pennsylvanica, 597 nucleotides long. NCBI's taxonomy places the organism in Eukaryota, Viridiplantae, Streptophyta, Magnoliopsida, Lamiales, Oleaceae. The record is from the annotation of a GenBank genome assembly.